This is a messenger RNA of Megalobrama amblycephala (Wuchang bream), 5308 nucleotides long. It is a transcript of the gene limch1b, whose product is annotated as LIM and calponin homology domains 1b. Bases 142 to 3615 code for a protein of 1157 amino acids. Gene Ontology annotation, biological process: positive regulation of stress fiber assembly; regulation of focal adhesion assembly. The transcript is spliced from 28 exons. Gene Ontology annotation, molecular function: myosin II head/neck binding. Lineage: Eukaryota; Metazoa; Chordata; Actinopteri; Cypriniformes; Xenocyprididae. Gene Ontology annotation, cellular component: stress fiber. The record is from RefSeq and is a predicted model, not a curated record.
AGCAGCCCUGCGUCACGACACACACACACACACACACACGCGCGCGCGCGCAGAGUCCUGAAAUAACUUUACCUGGCGAGUCGCGUGUCUGUCCGUCACUCCGCGCGCGUGAGGUGGGGUUUACUGAGGCACAGGCUCUAAAUGGCGAGUCGAGGAUCGGAUGCAGGACGACAUCUUCCUCUGCAGCCUCAUCAUCAUCAUCAUCAUCAUCACACCGAACCGGCGCCAGAACCUGCUGUCCGCGAGGCGCAGCGAUGGAUAGAGGCGGUGACCGGCAGGAGUUUCUCUGACAGGGACUUCAGAGCUGGACUUGACAACGGCAUCUUACUCUGCGAACUGCUGAGCUCGAUCCGACCGGGUCUGGUGAAGAAGAUAAACAGGCUGCCCACUCCUGUAGCUGCUCAGGAUAAUGUGGCGCUCUUCCUGAAGGGUUGUGAGGAGUUGGGUUUGAAGGGAUCGCAGCUGUUUGAUCCUGGAGAUCUGCAGGACUCCUCCACACGCUCCAACAAGAGUCCAGACAACAACAAGAAGUUAAAACAUGUUCUGAUCACUAUCUACUGGCUGGGUCGAGCAGCCAAUAGCAGCGCUUCUUACAACGGGCCCACGCUGGACCUGCGGGAGUUUGAGGGACUGCUGUCACAGAUGAGAAAGGAAGCAGAGGAGUGGGACAGCCCGCAGCGCAGCAUCAGGGACAGCGGUUAUAUCGACUGCUGUGAGUCCGAGCGCAGCGACUCUCUCUCCCCGCCGAGACACACGCGAGACGACUCCUUCGACAGCCUGGACUCCAUCGGCUCACGUUCCCGUCAAACCCCCUCGCCCGACGGCCUGCUCGCCCGCGGCUACAGCGAUGGCCGUGGCAGCGACUCGGAGUGCGACACCCCCCAGAGGAAGAUGCCGGACGUGCGCAAGGACGACAUGCUGGUGCGGCGAACUUCCUACAGCGAGCCGCGGACCGCCGUUCCUUUCAACCAGUACCUGCCCAACAAGGCUAACCAGAGCUCAUACAUGCCCGCACCAGUGCGCCGCCCGCGGUCAGACCGAGACGACAGCUGCAAAAGCUGGAGUGACACAACCUCACCUGUUGGAGGAGAGAGGCCUUUCAGUGGGAGUGAAACCCUUUCGUUAGAACUGUCCUCUGCGCUAACAGGAAGUGAUGUUGACUGUGUAGAGUCUCAGCAAAUAGAUACUGAGUCUGAACAGCAAUGCUCUAGAGCGUCUCCUCAAAACGACUCUUCCCCAAAAGAUCCCAUUUCUAUGAAUCCACAACUCAGUGACCCUCAGAUUAGAUCCCCCCUCCAUCCUUCUGUCCGACCCCAACCUCAAGAGCAGAACCUCUCAGACCGUGAGAAGAUGGAGGAGGAGGAGAGAGAUGGAUGGGCCACUUUCUGCCAAAUUCCUCCAAACCCCACGGAUCCCCUUCAGAGUGAAUCACAGAUGUCCCAUAAUGAGACGGCAGGAAAUGAUACCAGAUUCAGCCGUUCAUCUAGUGUGUUUGAUGAUCCUGAGAGUGUGAGCAUGAUUGACAUGAGAAGCGAGGAAGACUCUAUGUUGCCACCCCACAGUCAAGUUCGACAUGAGCUCAUGCACAACCAGUACAACAAGCUGAAAGAGGAAGAAGACCACUGGCAGGACGACUUGGCCAAAUGGAAGAGUCGCAGAAGGAGUGUGUCUCAGGACCUGAUCAAAAAAGAAGAGGAGAGAAAAAUGAUGGAGAGACUGUUGAGUGGAGAUGGAGGAUCGCAGAGAAGGAAAAGCAUCAAGACGUACAGAGAAAUAGUGGAGGAGAAGGAGCGCCGUGAACGGGAGUUGCAUGAAGCUUACCGGAACGCCCGCACACCAGAGGAAGCAGCUUCUGUGCUGCAACGUUAUGUCCAGCGCUUCACCAUCAGUGAGGCCGUUCUUGAGCGCCUCAAACUCCCCAAGCUGCUGGAGAGGAGCGUGUCGGCUGACCCAACUCGUCACUCCUCUUUCCCCGUCUCCCCAGACUUUUCCGCUUUCAGUGCUUCCUCAAACCCGCUGCAGUACCUGAGGCAACAGUCUCUCCCCGCGGCCAAAUUCACAUCCACAGUUGAAGCACAGGUGACGGGAUACAGCAUAGAGCAGGGAAACACUGGAGAUACAGAGUGUGUUUCAGGUCCAUCUUGCUCAAAUGUGACAGCGCCCUCUCUGGGUCCAAAACCUUACAGACAGAGCAGAAAUUCCACUGCUGGGAUGAGAACAGCUAAGGUGGAGGAAGUAGUGCGAGUGAAUGGAGAAAGGGAGGAUGAAGGCCACAGCAUUGAGGAGAAGGGAGGAAGAAACAGAGAAAGAGAAGGAGACUGCCUGCAGUUCUUCCCAUCUCCUUACACAGACUCAGACCUCACAGAUCCCGAUGUGUCCGAUGGAUCCACGGUCCGGCCCACGGAGCUGACACUCUCAUCCUCACUCACACCGGAGCGCUGCGAGAACGACACAGAAACCACAGAGAUUGAAGGAGGUACAGUCCCGCAGGCCGGCGAUGUCUCUAAAUCCCCAGAAGUGUUGGAGAUUAAACCAGAAGAGACUGUUACAGAUCAAGAGCCGACAGAUGAGACGAGCGACUCUCUACAGACCGUCGUUCAGAUGGACAGCUCUUCUGCACAGGUCAAUAAACAAGCAACAGAGAUCCCACAGGAUCAGUCAAAACCAUCCGACGCAGAAUCAUACAGAACCAAACCAGAUAUGACUGAAAAGGCUGCAAAUGUCCCUCCCGCGGUGCUGAAUCUGGUGAAGCGGGCUGAACGCUUUUCUUGGAGCCCUGAGGAAGAGCGCAAGCGUCAGGAGAGGUGGCAGCGAGAGCAGGAACGCAUGCUUCAGGAGAAAUAUCGGCGUGAACAGGAGAAGUUAAAGCAGGAAUGGGAGCAGGCGCAGAAGGAGGUGGAAGAGGAGGAGAGACGCUACCAUGAGGAGGAGAGGAAGAUUCUGGAGGAGACCGUGACCCCUCUGACCCCUGUGACCCCUCACUCUCCGACCGCACCACCUGUCCUUCCCAAAACCCACAGCACUUUACACUCCCAGCCGGAGCGGGAGCACAAGCAGGGGCCGGUGGAGAAACAGACGAGCUCUGAGAGCUGCAGACGGGAAAACGGCCUCAGCGACGCAGCGCAGAGACAGACGGACAGUUUACAGAUGACAGUAAGCGGUGUGUCAGCGGGUCAGAGAGGACGAGAGAAGCCGCCGGCACUGCAGUCGGCUCAGGACACACCACUGACCAACAGAGAGAAUGAGACCUGGAGCAAGAACACAUCACAACCAAAACCUGGAGGACGCAAGAGGUCUGACUCUAUAGAGAACAUUGGGCCAUCAUCCUCAUCCUCACCUUCAUUCACAGACACACCUGCACCUUCAUCACCAAACAGGUCGGUCAGUGGGAAGAAACUGUGUUCCAGUUGUGGUCAUCCUCUUGGUAAAGGAGCCGCCAUGAUUAUAGAGACUCUCAGCCUUUACUUCCACAUCCAGUGCUUUAAGUGUGGGAUCUGUAAGGGUCAGCUGGGCGACACCAGCACAGGAACAGACGUGAGGAUCAGGAACGGUCUGCUCAACUGUCAUCAGUGCUAUAUCCGCUCGCGCACCGCUGGUCAGCCCACCACCCUGUGAACUCACUGAUUUUAGGAGCAAAAGAAAUCAAUCCAUAAACUCUCUCCAGUCCUCACAAUCUUCACGUACGUCAACACAAGCACAUCUAAACUCAAACCACUGCACCGUCUUCAAGUCACUUUCCAACACAACCGAGUUUCUGCCUGAACUGACAGUGUUUGUCGCUAAAGACGGUGCGUACUCUGACCUAGAGAUAAUUAACACUAAUGGACCUGAUUUCUGGAAUGACUUCACUUUGCUUUCAAUUUAUCUGAAUCCAUUCAAUCCGUUCUUAAAUCUUUCUUCAUCUACGGCUGAGCAUUCGGAUUGAGCUGAACUUCUUUUCAAUAGUUAUUUUUCUGUGUUCUUUGAGUGGAUUAAAGCACUGUCCAAAUAUCAAGAGAUUCCUGUCUGCAAGUUAUAUUCUUUAUUUUCAACACAUAACAUGUUAGCAUUCAUAGUGCCUCGUGAUGAAGCUGUAAUUAUGGGAACACAGUCACUGUAAUCAUUCUAUUAACUAAUGGAGUAUAGUAUGUAUUUUUAUACAUUUGAGUUGAUAAAAACACACAUGCAUGUAAACUGAGUGCUGGUUGAGACAACAGACAUCUUCACACAGAUGGAGAUCGCUGUCCUUCAGUGGAUUGAUGCUUUGGGAAGUUGUGCCUUAGGAGAGAUGCUACACCAGAAACUCAAAGAGAACGAACAAGAGUUUGGAUCCAAAGACUGUUUCUGUGCUCGUAUGAAAAAUAAUGGAAUAUUUUUGGUCAUUUAUGAUCUUCUGGAUCAAGGUGCACUUGCUCUUUGAAAUAAUGGAGUGUUUGCCUCCAAAUAUCUCAGUUUUGCCCUUUUCACAGCACAUCGUACAUCGUUUUUCCUAGCAAUAGUAUUAUGCAAAAUUAAAAUGUUUGCCCAAACUAUAAUAUUUUCUUGAACAUAUUUUUUUCCCCUUAAAUAAUUUUUUAAGCUAAAGUUAUAUACUAAUAUGUAUAUAAAAUAAUGAUCUUAUUUUAGUUUCAUUCUGAACAUGAUUGAAUUGAACACAUGGCAAAGCAAUACAAAUGUCCAUCAUAACACAAUCACUGGAUAAAUGUGUUUUAUACGGAGCGCCUAAAAGGAACACAGUGAUGGAAAAAUAUGAGAUGGGAGGAAAAAUUACAUCUUAAGGCUUUUGCGUUUCCUCACAAAUGUUUGAGUUCCUCUGAGAGAGUGUUUGCUCACAAGUUCUUUGUGAACGAACGCAAAGUUUCUCUUUUUUUCAUUUUUAAAUUUUUUCCCCUCAUCCCAUAUUUUUCCCACCAUCAUGUCCCUUUAGGGGCUCCGUAGUUUUAUGCCUGUCGACGUUAGCACAUUCAUAAUGUGUAUCUGAACAGAAGGGCAUAUGAAGGCUUUCUUGAUUGUGAAAACAGUUUGGCCUGUUUAAUCUUCUGUCAUGAUUUAUUUACCAGUUUCUCUGUGCUUCGGGUCUGGUCAUGUGUUUUAUGUUUAAAUCAUCAUAACUUUAGGUUGACACAGGGCCAAGGCUUCUGCCAGGCAAGUUAUGUGUUGUUUAGGAGGGAAAUAGUUACCUUGGAAAAUAUAUAUUACAUCUGAGGUAUAUUUAUUGAGUUAUUCAAAUCCCAAAUCUAUACUAUCCAAAAACAGAUUAAUUUGAUGUUCAAAUGCAACGGCUUUACAGUAUCCUGUAUGUUUAUAAAUAAAAUGAUGAAAAAUCUAA